Messenger RNA from Suillus plorans, 839 nucleotides. RefSeq lists its product as uncharacterized. NCBI's taxonomy places the organism in Eukaryota, Fungi, Basidiomycota, Agaricomycetes, Boletales, Suillaceae. The transcript is spliced from 9 exons. The record is from RefSeq and is a predicted model, not a curated record. The coding region runs from base 1 to 810 and encodes 269 amino acids.
AUGAUUGAAGCAGUAUUUACAGUGUACACUCCGAUUUUGCCAACUGCCAGAAACUGUUCUCUCUUCGUCUAUUCACUUGUUCACGCAUAUGGACUUCUGGCAACAUGCACUGGUCAAGAGUCCCAACGAUUCCUGGUUGUGCGACCACGGCCUGCUGGCCAGAAGGAGUUCUUGGGUUACCAUACUCAAGUUUCAGAGUGUGGGCUUGAAGACGACUGCCCCAUGUUUCAUGGAAUCAAAGACUACAUCACACUAGUCGCUGGAGUUACCUUGACCGGGGCGGCUGCGACUAGAAACGAUAUCUCGGACAUAGCCAUUUGUUGGGAUGGCGGAAGACAUCACGCCAAAAAAGCAUGGGCUUCAGCUUUUUGUUACAUAGCUGAUUGCGUUCUCGCCAUUCUUUUCCUCAAACGAACAAUACCGAAACCACGUGUGACUCGAUAUGCAGCGUCACAAGCUUUUCACAAACCCGGUUCCACGGCUGCUGCUCAAGUUCUUACACUAUCUAUUCAUCACGCAGCUCCAGGAUUUUUCCCUUUGCCACUCAAAGCUCGUGCACCCAACAAAACAUUCCUCCGCAUUUGGCCUAUCAUCGAACAUGUCAAGGACAUCUUUCGACCUGAUUUCAUUAUAGUUCAGUGUGGCUUAGAUGGCCUAGCGGGUGAUCCCAUGGCAACCCUCAACUGGUCCUUAAGGCUCGCUCGGCUGGCUUUAGGUGGUUAUGACACGCCCAAUGCCGCGCAAGCUUGGACAUAUCUCACCUCUGUGGCAGUAUGUUUGAAUCUCAGGUUCUGGUUCGUCAUAUAUUGAUACAUUGUGUCUAACAGGGAGGAAUUCCG